Molecule: messenger RNA, 987 nt
Organism: Mesitornis unicolor (brown roatelo)
Lineage: Eukaryota; Metazoa; Chordata; Aves; Mesitornithiformes; Mesitornithidae
Gene: NEIL2
Product: nei endonuclease VIII-like 2 (E. coli)
Exons: 4
Coding region: 1-987 (328 amino acids)
Biological process (GO): base-excision repair
Cellular component (GO): nucleus
Molecular function (GO): zinc ion binding; damaged DNA binding; DNA N-glycosylase activity
Source: RefSeq, a predicted model, not a curated record
AUGCCAGAAGGCCCAUCAGUGAGGAAGUUCCAGCUGCUGACCUCCCCUUUUGUGGGACAAGUGGUGGCCAAGGUGGGGGGCAGCAGCCGGAAGAUCAACGUGAAUGAUCUGAAUGCCCUGAGGCUUCAGGACUCCCAGGUUCAUGGGAAAAACUUGUACCUGGCAUUUGUGGCAGCUGAAGAUCCCUUAGGACCAACUGAAGAAGAGGCAUUGCUGCAAAGAGAGACUGCCAGCGAGGCAAGUUCUCCUGCCCAGGGUGGGCAAGAACAGGUUUGUGCUCCACAGAUACAUCUCCAGGAGGAGGGGGAGCUGCAGGAACUCCUGUGCUCCAGGUCUGAAGCUCCAGAUGCAGCAGAAGGUCCAGGCAACUGGCUGCGCUUCCACUUCGGCUUGUUUGGCAGCAUUCGGGCAAAUGAAUUCUCCAGAGCCAACAAAGCCAAUAAGAGGGGGGACUGGAAGGACCCUGUACCCAGGCUGGUGCUGCACUUUGAGAGCGGAGGCUUCCUUGUUUUCUACAACUGCCGAAUGCACUGGUGCUCCUCUCCGAGGGCUGAUCCUGCUUCUGACAUCCUGUCUGUGGAGUUCCACCGUGGCCAAGCACUGGAUGCCCUCCGUGCAGCCGAUCCCAUCUGCUACACCCUCUUAGACCAAAGAUAUUUUUCAGGGCUGGGGAACAUCAUUAAGAAUGAGAUCUUGUACCUGGCCAAGAUCCAUCCAUUGACACCAGGCUCUCUCUUGGCUCUCUCGGAUCUGGAGCGUCUACUUGACUGUGCUGUGCAGUUCAGCUCUGACUGGCUGCACAGCAAGCUGCGUGGCAAAGGGCUGCACCCUCAGAUCUACCAGAAGGAGCAAUGUCCCCUGGGGCAUGCAGUGAUGAAGGAAACUCUUGGACCCUCAGGUGGCUUUAAGAGACUUACGUGGUGGUGUCCUCAGUGCCAGCCUGUGGUGCUGUCAGGGGAUGGAAAUCCUUCCCUAGGCACCGAGUGA